Molecule: messenger RNA, 2767 nt
Organism: Brachypodium distachyon (stiff brome)
Lineage: Eukaryota; Viridiplantae; Streptophyta; Magnoliopsida; Poales; Poaceae
Product: WD repeat-containing protein 44
Exons: 8
Coding region: 443-2482 (679 amino acids)
Molecular function (GO): protein binding
Source: RefSeq, a predicted model, not a curated record
CUCGCUCGAUUAGAAGGAAACAACAGCGACGCCUAGGAAACGAAGACCACAAGGUACAAAGCCACAGCUCGGGAGGGAGCGGGCGAUCGGUGGAGUCCAAGAAGAACCACCCCAAUCCCCAAGCUCGAACCGGAAGGAGACCCUCAUUCCCCUUGUCCCCUCCAUCGAACCCUCCGCCUGGGAGCCUGGGAGGGAGCAGGACUAAUCGGGAUCCCCUGUCGCGCCGCGCGGCCGGACACGGGCGGCGGCGGUUGGCUGCACCCGGGGGCAGCCGGAGCCCGGAGGCAAGGAGGACAAGAGAAGCCGCGGAAGAAGAACCGAUUCUCCUCGCCGGCGCGCCUCGUCGUCAGUGCUUUUUGCGAAGAUGACAUUUUAGACCACUACAAAGCUUUCCCUGUGGUGUGAGAAGACCUCUCUGCCAAGAUCCGACUCAGAUAGGGAUAUGCCAAGAUCCGACUCAGACAGGGAUGAUACAUUCUUUGAUGCAUUUGAUGAUAUUGAAUCAGCAAGGGAGCCUUCAUCAUCAGAUGAUUGCAGCACGAGUGGUGAAGGAUUGGCACCAAGGAAGUUUGAGUAUGAGAUUUGGGCGAGUGAGCCAAUGAGUGUUCAAGAAAGGCGGCAAAGAUUCUUGAAGGGGAUGGGGUUUGACGACUUUGCUGCUGCUAAAGGGGAUCCUUCUCAAGGCCAGGACGAAAUAGCAAUCAAGGACUCUGAUGCUGACUUGGAGGAAAGAACUAUCAGUGGCAUCUCGUCUUUGAAUUCAUCUAGUCUGGACAAUGAAUCAUCAUUUGAUGCUGCCUGUUGCAUUAGGGAUCUGGACAGCGGAAAGAGAUAUGUAGUUCACAAUGGCGGUCAUGACGGACUAACUAGCUUGCUGAAGGAGGUUGCAACAGACAAGGUGCUGUCUUUUCUGGAGUUUGAAAGCUUAGUUGGGGUUUCUCGAUCUGUUCAGAAGUUAUUUCGAAAGGCUUAUUGCAACAGUCCUGCAGCAGAGACAAAAAGGGCUGUUGGUAUUAAGAAAAAUGAUAUCAAGAGUUUGUGCAAAAGCUUCAUGAAAAAGAGGAGCUUUGGUGGAAUAUGCAAGUCUAAUGUCCAUGUAAAGAACAGCACAACAAGUAUACCAUCCAGAACAAGAGUUCAGCACCAGAAGAAGAAAAAUGCAGAAUUUUCUGCUGUCUAUAUGGGUCAAGAAAUCCGAGCUCACAAAGGUUUAAUCAAAGUGAUGAAGUUCAGUCCAUCUGGCUGGUAUUUAGCAAGUGGUGGUGAAGACUGUGUUGUAAGAAUAUGGCAGAUUACAGAAGUGGAAGCAUACUCUAAAAUAUAUGGUAAAGAGAACCAUCGUCAUGAAUAUGUAGAGAAAAUUAAUAUCCUUAAGCCGAAGCUAGCAGAGGGGCAGAGUCGGGCCCUUGCAGUAAUGCCAAAUAAGGGUUUCCACAUCUCAGAGACCCCUUUACAUGAAUUCCAUGGCCAUACAAGUGAUGUCCUAGAUAUGACAUGGUCAAAAUCAGAUUAUCUCUUGACCUCAUCAAAAGAUACGACAGUCCGCUUGUGGAAAGCGGGCUCUGAUGGUUGUCUUGCAGUAUUCAAACACAAAGACUACGUGACGUGUGUUCAAUUCAACCCCACUGACGAAAGAUACUUCAUCAGUGGUUCAAUAGAUGGUAAAGUCCGCAUCUGGGAUGUUUUAGACCGGCGAGUAGUCAACUGGGCUGAUACAAGAAAUAUCAUAAGUGCUGUUAGUUACCAAUCAGAUGGAAAGGGUUUUGUUGUUGGCACGACCACAGGAGUAUGUCGCUUCUAUGAUCAAUCAGGUGAAGACAUCCAACUAGACAAAGAAUUGUUUAUGCAAGGGAAGAAAUCUGCUGCCAGUCGGAUCAAGAGUGUACAGUUAUGUGCAAGCAACCCCCCUAGGUUUCUAGUUACAUCGACAGAUUCUAAGAUUCGAGUUGCUGAUGGUGUUGAUAUCGUCCAAAAGUUUAAAGGGCCUUGGAAGUCGAAGGCUCUGUCAUCACCAUCUCUAACAUCAGAUGGUAGAUAUCUUAUAUCUGCCGGCAUGGAUUCCAAUGUCUACAUAUGGAACUUUGACAAUUCAAGCAGAACUUUACAAAAACGCGAAGCUAAAACGGUUCGCUCUUGUGAGAUGUUCUUCUCCAAGGACGUGACAACCGCGGUACCAUGGCCAGGAGUGCAUCAAGACAGGCACGUCAAGCCUUCCUGCUUAACAGAGAAAUCUGUUAGCACACCCAGUUUACGGCGACAGGGGGAAUGCCGUUCCCCAGGGGCGUGGUUCUUCGCCGACGUUAUGAGGGGCUCUGUGACAUGGCCAGAGGAGAAGCUCAUUUCCGCAAAGCCUGUAAAUGGCCCCCGGCUAGCUGAUUGUCUCUCGGCGAUAUCUGCUGCUUGGAACAUGGUGAUAGUGACAGCGAGCCGUGGCGGAGUGAUCCGGUCUUUCCACAACUACGGCUUGCCUGUGAGAUUGUGAAAAAUGCAGUCUUGCUGAGACAUGCCCUCUGACGGAAGCUAAGAGUUGCAAGUUUGGUUGGCUGUUCGCUUCUACUAACGACCUUGAAGUUCUUUCGGAAAGUGUUAUUAGGAGAGUGGUGGAAUAUGAUGGGUUGGUAUAGCUCGAAGUAAGAGGAAAUUUUGUAACAUGUGUUUACUCGAAGAAAGGAGUAGGUCCUGAACUUCUGGAAAGGAGAUUAUCAUUACCAAUGCUUUGUUUAUAAGCUCUCAUUUUUUUAAUGCAUUUCCAUCUGUUGUGGGUAAA